Molecule: messenger RNA, 3120 nt
Organism: Leopardus geoffroyi (Geoffroy's cat)
Lineage: Eukaryota; Metazoa; Chordata; Mammalia; Carnivora; Felidae
Gene: SEC23B
Product: SEC23 homolog B, COPII coat complex component
Exons: 20
Coding region: 447-2750 (767 amino acids)
Biological process (GO): endoplasmic reticulum to Golgi vesicle-mediated transport; COPII-coated vesicle budding; intracellular protein transport
Cellular component (GO): COPII vesicle coat; endoplasmic reticulum exit site
Molecular function (GO): GTPase activator activity; zinc ion binding
Source: RefSeq, a predicted model, not a curated record
CGCUUCCCGGUAGCUAAGGCGAUGAGAGGGACUUCCCAGUUGGGCGGGCGGAAGUCAUGUUGGAUCAGGGCGAAUCCCUGAGGCGUGCCGGCUGCACCUAGGAAACAGUCGCGCAGGCACCUGAGUUUUCUGAAGCACAAACGUUUAGGGGUGAACGUGGAGGAAAGUAGGGUCUGAGGAGCGGUGGUUUUGUGGCCUGAGAACAACCUGCUUGCCCCAUUCCAAGAUGGCGGCGUGGCUUCACUGAGAGUCUUGCUUCCGCUUCUCCGCCGGGGGAGGCCCUCUUUGAUUGGCCAGAGGACGGCGCUGUGGCGUGACGCACAGGGUCGCUGACCAGUCGUCUGAGAGCUGAGUUGGACUUGGCGGUGGGAGCCGGAGCGGGGCUCUAGCAGCUGUGGGUGCGGACGCGGCCAGGUGAACUGCUCUUGCCAGUUUCUUUUUAGACUAUGGCAACAUAUUUGGAGUUCAUUCAGCAGAAUGAAGAACGAGAUGGUGUGCGCUUUAGUUGGAAUGUGUGGCCUUCCAGCCGCCUCGAGGCUACAAGAAUGGUUGUUCCCCUGGCUUGUCUCCUCACUCCUUUGAAAGAACGUCCAGACCUGCCUCCCGUACAAUAUGAACCUGUGCUCUGCAGCCGGCCAACUUGCAAAGCCAUUCUCAAUCCACUUUGUCAGGUUGAUUAUCGAGCAAAACUUUGGGCCUGUAAUUUCUGUUUCCAAAGAAAUCAGUUUCCUCCUGCUUAUACAGGCAUAUCUGAGGUAAAUCAGCCUGCUGAAUUGAUGCCCCAGUUUUCUACAAUUGAGUAUGUGAUACAGCGAGGUGCUCCAUCCCCUCUGAUCUUCCUCUAUGUGGUUGACACGUGCCUGGAAGAAGAUGACCUUCAAGCACUCAAAGAAUCCCUGCAGAUGUCCCUGAGUCUCCUUCCUCCAGAUGCUCUGGUGGGUUUGAUCACGUUUGGGAGGAUGGUGCAGGUUCACGAGCUCAGCUGUGAAGGAAUCUCCAAAAGUUAUGUCUUCCGAGGGACCAAGGAUUUAACCGCAAAGCAAAUACAGGAUAUGCUGGGCCUCACCAAGCCUGCCAUGCCCAUGCAGCAAGCAAGACCUGGUCAACCACAGGAGCACCCUUUCGUUUCAAGCAGAUUUCUGCAGCCCAUUCACAAGAUUGACAUGAACCUCACUGAUCUCCUUGGGGAGCUGCAGAGGGACCCAUGGCCUGUGACUCAGGGGAAGAGACCUUUGCGAUCCACUGGUGUUGCUUUGUCCAUUGCCGUUGGCCUAUUGGAGGGCACUUUUCCAAACACGGGAGCCAGGAUUAUGUUGUUUACUGGAGGUCCCCCCACCCAAGGGCCCGGCAUGGUAGUUGGAGAUGAACUAAAGGUUCCUAUUCGUUCCUGGCAUGAUAUUGAGAAAGAUAAUGCACGUUUCAUGAAAAAGGCGACCAAGCACUACGAGAUGCUUGCCAACCGAACUGCUACAAAUGGUCACUGCAUUGAUAUUUACGCUUGUGCCCUUGAUCAGACAGGACUUCUGGAGAUGAAGUGUUGUGCAAAUCUUACUGGAGGCCACAUGGUGAUGGGAGACUCUUUCAACACCUCUCUCUUCAAGCAGACUUUCCAGAGAAUUUUUACUAAAGAUUUCAACGGAGAUUUUCGCAUGGCGUUUGGUGCUACUUUGGAAGUGAAGACCUCUCGGGAGCUGAAAGUUGCAGGAGCCAUUGGUCCUUGUGUGUCUCUGAAUGUGAAAGGACCAUGUGUGUCAGAAAAUGAGCUUGGUGUUGGUGGCACGAGUCAGUGGAAAAUCUGUGGCAUGGAUCCCACAUCUACACUUGGCAUCUACUUUGAAGUAGUCAAUCAACACAACGCCCCGAUCCCCCAGGGAGGCAGAGGCGCCAUCCAGUUUGUCACUCAGUAUCAACACUCCAGCACCCAGAGGCGCAUCCGCGUGACCACCAUUGCCCGAAAUUGGGCAGAUGCACAAAGCCAGCUCAGGCACAUAGAAGCAGCAUUUGACCAGGAGGCUGCAGCAGUCUUGAUGGCUCGGCUGGGGGUGUUCCGUGCAGAGUCAGAGGAAGGGCCUGAUGUGCUCCGGUGGCUAGACCGACAGCUCAUUCGACUGUGUCAGAAAUUUGGACAGUAUAACAAAGAAGACCCCACUUCUUUUAGGUUAUCAGAUUCCUUCUCUCUGUAUCCUCAGUUCAUGUUCCAUCUUAGAAGAUCUCCAUUUCUCCAAGUGUUUAACAACAGUCCUGACGAGUCAUCGUAUUACAGACACCAUUUUGCCCGACAGGACCUAACUCAGUCCCUCAUCAUGAUCCAGCCCAUUCUGUACUCCUACUCGUUCCACGGGCCACCAGAGCCAGUACUCUUGGACAGCAGCAGCAUUCUAGCUGACAGAAUUUUGCUGAUGGAUACUUUCUUCCAAAUCGUCAUUUACCUUGGUGAGACCAUAGCCCAGUGGCGUAAAGCUGGGUACCAGGACAUGCCUGAGUAUGAAAACUUCAAGCACCUUCUGCAGGCACCACUGGAUGAUGCUCAAGAGAUUCUGCAGGUGCGCUUUCCAAUGCCACGUUACAUUAACACGGAGCACGGAGGCAGCCAGGCCCGAUUCCUUUUGUCCAAAGUGAACCCAUCUCAGACACACAAUAACCUGUACGCUUGGGGACAGGAAACAGGAGCACCCAUCCUAACUGACGAUGUUAGCCUGCAGGUGUUCAUGGAUCAUUUGAAGAAGCUGGCUGUGUCCACUGCUUGUUAAGCUGGAGAUGUGAGCGGAACAUUGUCACAUUGUGUUCACAAUUGCUUAUUAUGGCUCAAAAACAUUCCUUUCACUUUCCUUGUGAGUUUUAAUAAAUAAUCAAAGGAAGCAUUGUAUGUAACUCUUUAGAUUAUAAUUUAUUUGUAUUCCUUAUUUGUGCCCCUUUUCUUGCAACAUGAAAUUGUAAGGUCAUAAAUGUUUUGGUACUUGUAGAUGUUUAUAUGCUUUUUGUAUCCUAACUUCACACUUAUGUAAAAUCAGAGAUACUGUAUUUUGGCAACUUACUUAGAUGAAAAUCAUAAUGAUCAGAAAGGAAAUAAAUAUAAAGAAAGCACUGGCUAAAAUAAUGCUAAUACAAAUUUGAUAUCCU